Molecule: messenger RNA, 2805 nt
Organism: Prunus avium (sweet cherry)
Lineage: Eukaryota; Viridiplantae; Streptophyta; Magnoliopsida; Rosales; Rosaceae
Product: alkaline/neutral invertase E, chloroplastic-like
Biological process (GO): sucrose catabolic process
Cellular component (GO): chloroplast
Molecular function (GO): endo-alpha-N-acetylgalactosaminidase activity; sucrose alpha-glucosidase activity
Source: RefSeq, a predicted model, not a curated record
GGGAGAAAAAAGAAAACGGAGAAAGAAAGAAAAUAUCUUGCAAUUACCGAAUAAAAACUAUAUUAUUUUUCCAAAACAUAUCUUUGCAUAUUGACAAAUCCAAACUAUAUAUACAUUCCUCUUUUUCUGGAAGAGUGAAGAAGACUUGUUAUUACAGACGCUCAGUUAUCGUUCGCUGCGUAUGACCGUCGCUUUGGUGGCAAGCUCGACAAAGUCUGCUAUCUUUUGGUGUUUGGUUUCUGAGGUGCCUAAGUCAAGACAAGAAAAGGAAUUGAAUAUCAAGUAGUUAGUGGUGAUUUCAUCGUCAGAUCAGAGGUAUUAAAUAAAAGGUUUUUGGAGUAAUUAAUCGUCUGCAACGUGCCUAAUGGCUACUUUGGAAGCUGUUCGACAAGUUCUAUCUGGGGCAUUACCUCGCCUUGGCUGUUUUGAUCUAUCUUUCAGCAAGGUAAAUGGAUUAAUCUCAGUUCAGUCCGGUGUAAAUAAUACACGGAAAAGUUCAGUGUGUGCCCAAGUGCAUAAACAUUCGAGAAUUUCACAGGACCGCAGGAGAAAAUGUGCGUUCCAGGCUAGAAACGGUGUUUUUCAUGGAAAAAAUGAUGUUAGUAGGUUGAAUUCUAUGAGUUGCAAAUGUCAAAAGGCAGAAAGUCUUACUGGGGCAACUGCAGAAGAUCAGCAUAGGGACUUGCUAGUAGACAACUCAGAUAAAGCAACAUCGAUUCCUCCUAAUGGUAUAACUAGUCCAGGUAUUAAUGAAUUUGAGGUGGAUCAACAACUGAAACAUGAAAAGGGAGGUUUUGGAUCAAAUGGUAAGCCGGCUACAGCUGGAAAACAUAAAGAUUUUACACAGAAGGUUAGGACCAAUUCAAUUGAGGACGAAGCAUGGAAAUUACUGAAGAACUCCAUGGUCUAUUAUUGUAAUAAUCCUAUUGGAACCAUUGCUGCUAAUAAUCCAAGCUCUACUAGUACUCUGAACUAUGAUCAGGUCUUUAUUCGUGACUUCAUACCUUCUGGGAUAGCUUUCCUUUUAAAAGGGGAGUAUGAUAUUGUGCGGAACUUCAUUCUUCAUACCCUUCAGCUGCAGAGCUGGGAGAAAACCAUGGAUUGUUAUAGUCCUGGUCAAGGACUAAUGCCUGCCAGUUUUAAGGUUCGCACUGUUCCACUCGAUGGUGAUGAUUUUGCAACUGAAGAUGUUUUGGAUCCUGACUUCGGUGAAGCUGCUAUUGGUCGUGUUGCCCCUGUUGACUCUGGGUUAUGGUGGAUUAUAUUGUUACGGGCAUAUGGAAAAUGCUCUGGAGAUCUUUCAGUCCAGGAACGAGUUGAUGUGCAAACAGGGAUAAAAAUGAUUUUGAAGCUGUGUCUUGCUGAUGGUUUUGAUAUGUUUCCAACAUUACUGGUCACAGAUGGUUCAUGCAUGAUUGAUCGCCGCAUGGGAAUUCAUGGCCAUCCUUUGGAGAUUCAGGCACUGUUCUACUCAGCACUACUUUGUGCACGUGAGAUGCUUGCUCCAGAGGAUGCAUCAGCUGACCUUACGCGAGCACUAAACAAUCGUCUGGUUGCAUUAUCAUUCCAUAUCAGAGAAUAUUACUGGAUUGAUAUGAGAAAACUCAAUGAAAUUUACCGAUACAAGACAGAGGAAUACUCAUAUGAUGCUGUUAAUAAGUUCAAUAUCUACCCUGAUCAGAUUCCAUCCUGGCUGGUGGGAUUUAUGCCGAGUACAGGUGGGUACUUGAUUGGCAACCUGCAGCCUGCUCACAUGGACUUUCGUUUCUUUUCUCUUGGAAACUUAUGGUCUAUUGUAAGUAGUCUUGCAACAUUGGAUCAGUCUCAUGCUAUAUUGGAUCUUAUUGAAGCAAAAUGGGAUGAAUUAGUGGCAGAUAUGCCGUUUAAAAUAUGUUAUCCUGCUCUUGAAGGCCAGGAAUGGCAAAUCAUCACAGGCAGCGAUCCCAAAAACACUCCCUGGUCUUACCAUAAUGGAGGUUCUUGGCCAACAUUGCUUUGGCAGCUCACUGUGGCAUGCAUAAAGCUUAACAGACCAGAAAUUGCAGCAAAGGCGGUCGGGCUUGCUGAGAAGCGCAUAUCUCUUGACAAUUGGCCUGAAUAUUAUGACACUAAGAGAGCAAGAUUUAUUGGAAAACAGGCACAGCUGUUUCAAACUUGGUCAGCUGCCGGAUACCUUGUGGCAAAGCUCCUCCUCGCCAACCCAAGUGCAGCAAAGAACCUUGUGAAUGAAGAGGAUUCAGAGCUUAUAAAUGCAUUUUCAUGCAUGAUAAGUUCCAGUCCAAGAAGAAAACGUGGUUGGAAAAAGCAGAUUUUAGUUUGAAGCAGAGAGGGAUCUGGUGGAGAAUUCAAGUCGCAAACAUUUCUGAAGUGAACCCUGCAGCCGCAAAUGAAGUGAAGCGUGGGACAGAGGUUUAGGAUUAGUUCAACUGCAACCAAGGAUGAAAAUAUCAGCCGAUAUCCCGAUAUGUCCCUUCUUUUAAGGUGUCGAUACAGAUACAAGGGGGUAAGCCUAUUUCUUGCCCCUUAUCGGCGAUAUAUCCCCGAUAUCUUCGAUAUUUACCGAUGUUUACCGAUAUUUCCUGAUACCAGACAAAUAACCCAAAAAUUGAUCUUCAAUUUUGGAAGUAAUCAUGGGUCCCACCCACUGAAUCAAUGUAAAAAACCAAGCUCUAAUACUUAGUAGCUUCUCCCUUCUUCUCGUCUCAGUCAUUUCGGCUAUCUUUGGCUCUUUCGCUCUCUCUGGUUGAUCGGUUUCUUGUGUGUUUGAUUUUAUUUUUCACCUAAUCUUCUAUCUCUCAUUUCCUU